AUGCCAACUUGUGUUGAAUGUGGAGUACCUGUAACUAAUUUAUACACUGAAUAUAGUAAAGGAAACAUUCGACUGACCCAUUGUGAGAUAUGUAAUAAAUUUGCGGACAAAUAUGUUGAGCAUGAUUUUGUUAUAAUUUUUAUAGACAUGCUAUUACAUAAACCUCAAGUAUAUCGACAUUUAUUAUUUAAUCGAUUAGAAUAUCGAGACCAUGGUAUUGAUCCAAAUGUAUUGAAACUUGAAUUUGUUGUCUUUCAAUUUGGUUUAAGGUUGGCUGUAAGUUUAUAUAUUGGAGACAAAUAUGCUAUUGUCAAAUAUAAUUAUAUUACCAUAGCAUUAAUAAUAUCAAGUUUUGGAAAAAUUUUAUUAAUUUUAAUGGUAAUUUGGGAUUAUAAUGAAUUUAAAUAUUCUUGGCUUAUAAAUAUAGUAGUAAUAACUUCUAAUGUUGAAGCACUUGAAGUAUUUUUAAAUAUUGGAUAUUGUAAAACUUUAUUAAUAUUAAUCUUUGGAUUAGGAUUAAAAGUAUUAGCUCAAAUCCUUUUUAUUAAAGUUACAAAUAGUCCUUUAUUAUUAACUGUAUUAAGUAUUUAA
Funneliformis mosseae is the source of this 591-nucleotide messenger RNA. Lineage: Eukaryota; Fungi; Glomeromycota; Glomeromycetes; Glomerales; Glomeraceae. The record is from the annotation of a GenBank genome assembly.